AUGUUACUCACCUCGCGCCGUCUGUUCGCAGUGGGCGCACGGGAGAGCGGCGGCGCGUCACGCUACCCCGUCAUGGUGUACGUCCACGGCGACUCCUACGAGUGGAGUUCCGGAAACCCUUACGACGGCAGCGUCCUCGCCAGCUACGGCGGCGUCGUCGUCGUCACAAUCAACUACCGUCUCGGCGUUCUAGGCUUCCUGAACGCCAAUACGGACGUGUACCUGCGGUCGCCGGCCAACUACGGGCUGAUGGACCAGAUCGCGGCGCUGCACUGGAUCCAGGAGAACAUCGCCGUCUUCGGCGGCGACCCCACCAACGUGACGCUGGUGGGGCACGGCACGGGCGCAGCCUGCGUCCACCUGCUCAUGACGUCCAGCGCCGUGCCCGACGGCAUGCUGUUCCACCGCGCGGUGCUGAUGAGCGGCUCGGCGCUGAGCCCCUGGGCGCUGGUGGAGAGCCCGGCGCGCUAUGCGCAGCAGGUGGCGCGCCACGCCAACUGCUCGCCCGAGCUGCCGCACCCCAGCCUGCUCAAGUGCCUGCGCGACCGCCCGCUCGACGUGCUCAUGUCGGCGCCCGUCGAGGCACCGCAGUUCUCCGUCGCCUUCGGCCCCAGCGUCGACGGCGUCGUCGUCGAUAGCGGCGACCCUCCCGGGGGCGGCGGGGGUGGCGGCGGGAGCAGCGGCGGCUCCGGCGGUGACGGAUCCUCCGGGUCCGGUACCGGCGCCAACGGCGGCGGCGGUGGCGGCUCUUCCGGAGGCGGAGGUUCGUCGUCCAGCGGUGGAGGCGGCCCCGGGGGCUGGAACGGCGCUGGGGGCUCCUUCGUCAACAGCGUGCUGCUGCGCAAGUCGGUAGUCUCCAAGCUGUCGCGUUACGACCUUUUGCUUGGAGUCGUGAAGGCGGAGGCCUACUUCGCCUUCUCCGGCGAGGACGUCCAGUACGGGAUAGAGGCGGACCGCCGCGCCAAGAUACUAAGGACGUUCGUGCGUAACACGUACCGGUUCCACUUGUCCGAAAUCCUAGCGACGAUAGUGAACGAGUACACGGACUGGGAGAGGCCGGUGCAGCAUCCCAUCAACAUCCGUGACGAGACUCUGGAAGCGCUCAGUGAUGCGCAGGUGGUCGCGCCCGUCGUGCAGACCGCCGAUCUGCACUCUGCUGCUCGCAGGAACUCCUACCUCUAUGUCUUCGACUACCAGACCAAGUACGGAGACUACCCGCAGAGGCAGGGCUGCAUCCACGGGGAGGAACUGCCGUACGUGUUCGGUGCGCCGCUGGUGGGCGGCCUCGCACACUUCCCCAGGAACUACACCAAGACAGAGGUGCUGCUGGCAGAGGCCGCCAUCAUCUACUGGAGCAACUUCGCCAGGACUGGGAAUCCGAACGAACCGCAGGAGCCGGACCUGGUGCACGGGGCGCGCCAGGAGAGGAACCGCUUCAAGAACAUCGAGUGGACGGCGUACGAGGCAGUCCACAAGAAGUACCUCAACCUCGACACGAAGCCAAAGGUGAAGACGCACUACCGCGCGCACCGGCUCUCCUUCUGGCUGAACCUGGUGCCCGACCUGCACCGUCCCGGCGGUGACGACGUGCCCGCCUCCCACCACCGGCUGCCCGACGACGACGGCGCACCGCCCCCGCUGCCGCCACUCGUGACGAGCCGCCCCCUCGCGCCUGCAGCCCCCGACUCCGCCGUCGGUGGAGGCGCAGCCGCGACGCCCACGCCGCCCGCGACGUCCGGCGGCGAUAACGCGACGGCGCCGAGCCAGCCUCCAGCCGCCGCCAACGAGGACUCCGCGUCCGCCAUUUCAGCCUCCGCCGCCGCGCCGCCACAGCAGCAGGAGGACGGCUUCGCGGCCUACUCUACGGCACUCAGCGUCACCAUCGCCAUCGGCUGCUCGCUGCUCAUCCUCAACGUGCUCAUCUUCGCGGGCGUCUACUACCAGCGCGACAAGACGCGGCUGCAGGGCGGCAGCGGCGGAGGAGGUCCCGGAGGCGGCGGGGGCGGUGUCGGAGGCGGGGCGGCGGCCGUCGUCGGUAAGAAGCGGUCCGAGAACGGCCAGAUGCCCAACAGCAUCUGCGGCGACCUGCUGGUGGCGGACAGCGGCAAAGGGGACCCGCACGGUCCGCACCACCACCACGCACACCACCACCAGAUGCCUCCUCCCGAGUUCGCCGACUUGCCGUCCGCUACGGGCAACGGCGGGAGCGGCGGGGGCGGUGUACCAGGGAGCGGAGGCGGCGGAACACCUGGAGGAGUCUCAGUGCCGAGGCCUCCGCCCCCACCGAAGACGCCGAAGCCGGCGGCCAUCCCCGCGCUGUCCGCGACGGCGCAGCCCGAGUCCCAACCGCUGCUGCCGCCGCACGCUAUCCCACUGCUAGCCGGGGGCGGUUCCGGGACGCUCACCAAGAAGAAGGGGGCUGCUGCCGCCGCCGCGGGGGCGGCAGCGGCGGCGGCAGCCGCGAGUGCCGCCAACAAAAUGGAGGAGCUGCGUGUGUGACAGCAGGACUACAUGACGACGGAUGUGUGAACCAGCCUAUACGCUGCAGGGUGGCCACAUGAGGCACUGCUCCGCGAAAUACUAACGGGGACAGUGGGCAAUGCGGAUGAACCCUUUUAGGCCGGGUCGUGGUGGACUGAAGCCAUCGUAAAGGCACUUGAGCUACGUCGUCCGUCGCAUAAUCCUCCACACAGGGACACUCCUUAACUCUGCAGUAAUGUUCACGAAUUCCUUUUAUUAAUGUCUGCAGCACGAAGAGGGCACACGUGUAAUAUGAUCGGAUAUUUCUCCCCUCUUUAUAGUCACAAUGAGCUGCAAAAGCGUGACAGAAAUAUUCACUAUUUAUCGAAACCUAUAUUGGUUUCUGCCAAAGUCUAUUUACCAAAACUCCCUCAAAAUCCAAAGUACCUACUGUCCUUUGAUUAUGUCUGUCCAUUCUCGUAAAAUAACGUCAUAUUAUUGUUGAUUAAAACAUUGCGUGAAAGAAACGUCAUCUAUCCAUUAAGAAGUCAGUAACUCGCAAGAACAAUACGAAUAUCUACGACCCUUCUCAGUCACAAUAUAUCUUUAUGCAUUUGUGCUUUCAGCCUUGUUUGCUAAUCUGCAGACGUUCCUCGAUAACACAUCGCUUUGCUCAGAUCUCGAGAAGAAAACCAACAUAUACAGUUCGGACUUACGCCUCUAUAAAAUCAUUUCCCAUAAGCUCCGUGCCAUCUGUUGUACUCACAUGUGGUCUGCUCAUGUGAGCAUCACUUACCGUGACUCCAAAUUAUGCAUCGUAUUUAUGAAUAUUUAUGCUUAUCACGAUAUCCAUUGGUUACCCUCUGUCUGCGUCUGAACCAUCAGUUGCCACAUCACAAGGUAAUAAACAAGUACGAUAGUCACUGGUGUAAGAUUUUAUAAUACAUGUCAGGAAACGAACAUCAUUCGAGUUUCAUUUAACCACGGUUUCAUAAUCUGAUGUUGCGUGUUCGUGUCUGCGUGUUUCCUUGCCAGAUUUCAGUAUCCGUACGGGUCUGCCAUUUUUUAAGUUUGUGCUGAACUGAUGGAAGACGGGAAAGGCCUUUCUAAAAAAACUUAAUACGUGUGACGAAGUGAGUGAUGGAAACGUGUGUGUUCAUACGUCUUGUUCAUACGUCAGAAUUCCGAAUAUAUGGCUCAAAGGCUCAAUAAGUGUGCUACUGGCGUGUGCAGAAAGUUAUUAACAUAAAUAUUUAUGUACCCAUAGAACUUAUAACUACGUGGAGAACGAAGUUAUACACAGUACAGCUGAAACAAUUGUCUAAUUCAGUUGAAUUGUAAGAAAAAUAUCUGAAACUUUG
Schistocerca americana (American grasshopper) is the source of this 3821-nucleotide messenger RNA. Its product is annotated as neuroligin-2-like. The record is from RefSeq and is a predicted model, not a curated record. Gene Ontology annotation, biological process: modulation of chemical synaptic transmission; postsynaptic membrane assembly; synaptic vesicle endocytosis. Gene Ontology annotation, molecular function: signaling receptor activity; neurexin family protein binding. NCBI's taxonomy places the organism in Eukaryota, Metazoa, Arthropoda, Insecta, Orthoptera, Acrididae. The transcript is spliced from 6 exons. Gene Ontology annotation, cellular component: synapse; postsynaptic membrane; cell surface. The coding region runs from base 1 to 2499 and encodes 832 amino acids.